AAUAAACUUAGCUUGACAUACAAGUAUAUUCAAAAUGUUCUUAAAGGCUCUGUGUGUAUUAGCAGUAUAUGCUGUAGUAGCAGCAUUCGCUCAUGAAGCCCAUUCAUCCCAAUUUCUUCAUAAACAUGAUCAUCAUCAUCAGAAAGUGGAAUUUAAAGACAAACAUGGGCAUCAUCACUACGACUAUUACACACAUCCUAAAUACGAAUUCGGGUACAAAGUAAAGGACCCUCAUACCCACGACCACAAGUCCCAGCACGAGCAUCGUCACCACGACAGUGUAAAGGGACACUACUCCCUGAAGGAACCUGACCACCAUCACGAGAGAGAAGUCCACUACCAUGCUGACAAACAUUCCGGUUUUCAUGCGGAUGUGAAGCACAGCAUUCACCACAUCGUUCCUCAUCAUCAUCAUCACUAAACAAUAACUAUUAUUGAUUACUUUU
Molecule: messenger RNA, 446 nt
Organism: Spodoptera litura
Lineage: Eukaryota; Metazoa; Arthropoda; Insecta; Lepidoptera; Noctuidae
Cellular component (GO): extracellular matrix
Source: RefSeq, a predicted model, not a curated record